Lentinula edodes (shiitake mushroom) is the source of this 3697-nucleotide messenger RNA. RefSeq names its product JmjC domain, hydroxylase-domain-containing protein. Gene Ontology annotation, cellular component: nucleus. Gene Ontology annotation, molecular function: histone H3K36 demethylase activity; histone H3K9 demethylase activity. Bases 106 to 3543 code for a protein of 1145 amino acids. Gene Ontology annotation, biological process: chromatin remodeling. NCBI's taxonomy places the organism in Eukaryota, Fungi, Basidiomycota, Agaricomycetes, Agaricales, Omphalotaceae. The transcript has 8 exons. The record is from RefSeq and is a predicted model, not a curated record.
UCGGCUUCAGACCUGGCUAAGACGACGAACUCCAUUUAUAUUCUCUUCUACUCUCUAGCCUGUCCUAAGAGGUUACUACGCAUCUAUUGGUUCUCAUUUUGAACCAUGGAUUUUAGUUCUCCUACACCAUCUCUUACUCCAAGCAUCGGUUCUCCUCCUCCUUUCAUUCCUGUGCAACCAGACCACUUUUAUCGCUUAGAUGACAGCAGUGGUUUGCCGUCAUCUCCUCGCUCCCUCGAUGGGACUACUUGGUAUGAACCAGAAGACGACCGUUUGGCAUCACGUGGAAUCCCUGUUUUCAAGCCAACAAUGGAAGAAUUUCGAGAUUUCGAAGCGUACAUGAACAUGGUCGAAUGUUGGGGCAAAUACAGCGGUAUAGUCAAGGUCAUUCCUCCCAAAGAGUGGAGCGAUGCUUUGCCCUCUGUGAAAGAACAACUAUCUUCUGUUCAGAUCAAGACGCCGAUAGAACAACUUAUGCUCGGGCAAACCGGCCUUUUCCGUCAACAGAACAUGGAAAAACGGAAAACGAUGAGCGUGCGCGAAUGGGCCGAGUUUUGUAGCCAACCUGAAUACCGGGCUCCAAGUGUCGAUGAAGUUGGAAUCCAUGCGCGAACCACCGUGAAAGCCAAGACGCGGAGAACUAGGAAGUCUAAAGUCACCGCUAAAGACGAAGCAGGUGACCUUGAUCUGGCAAACCAAGUGUUAAUUAAAGAAGAGCCGGUCGAUAGCCUGACGCACGACCAUAUCCUGCUGUCUCAUUCCGCUACUCCUGCUGGAGACGACAUAAAGCCAAAGGUCAAGAAUAACAGGAGACAACAGGAAAAACUCACCGAGGUUGAAAAGUUAGAAAGAGAUGCUUCGUUCCUCGAAAAUUUCGAUCCCGCGCUAGAUUGGCUGCCUUUUAGUAUGAGUCCGGAGGAUUACACUCCAGAGUUUUGCGCAAAGCUUGAAAGGCACUAUUGGCGUAAUCUGGGUUUGGGAAAAGCUCCGUGGUAUGGAGCAGAUACACAAGGCUCUCUUUUCACCCAUGAGACGGAAGAAUGGAAUGUGGCUCAUCUUGAGUCAGAGCUCUCUCGACUUCUACCUUCGAGCGACAGAGGACUACCAGGCGUAAAUACUCCUUAUCUCUACUGGGGGAUGUGGAGAGCCACCUUCGCUUGGCACGUCGAAGACAUGGAUCUAUUUAGCAUAAAUUAUAUCCAUUUUGGAGCCCCAAAAUUCUGGUAUGCCAUUCCACAAGGAAGAGCGGCCGCACUUGAGCAAACAAUGCGAAGUUACUUUCCUAAGGACACUUCUCAAUGCCCAGAGUUCCUUCGUCACAAGUCGUUUCUCGCCUCGCCUACCUUGUUGGCCAGAUCGGCAUGUAGACCCAAUACCGUAGUUCAACACGCAGGUGAAUUUAUCAUCACCUAUCCUCGAGGGUAUCAUGCAGGAUUCAACCUUGGCCUCAACUGUGCAGAAAGUGUCAAUUUUGCUUUGAAGAGUUGGGUAGAAUUAGGGAAGGUAGCAAAGGCUUGCAAAUGUGUGCCGGACAGCGUCGUUAUAGACGUCGGUCAACUGAUAGCAGAUCGCGCCAGAGAAAAAGAAACAGCAGAAACUUAUCCCUCAGAUAUUCUUCCUUCUUCACUCAGAGCUAAACCUUACGCCAGGAAGUCGCCCACUAGAGCUCCUCCGAUCCUUGUCAAGGAACAGGAGAUAUAUGUAUCUAUCUCUCCUUUGGCAAAGAAUAAGCGGAAGGCUACCUCUUCCGCAAAUCAUACGCCGGCAGCGAAGAGACCACGCAAGUCAAAACCCACAACCAUAACGCUGCCCCCCAUCGCUUCUUCACACACCGUCGUGACUCAACCGUUCCCCAAACUAUCAAUCAAAUUGAAGUUAGGGCCAAGGCCUAUACCAGAAGUGUUCCCAUGUUGUCUGUGUGUUUCCAUGAGCAAUGAAGGGCUACUUCAUGUUCAUGAUCCCCCUUUCGAUCGGAAAGAAGCAUUAGAAGCUUGUUCAAAUCCUUCUGUUUGGAUGGCCCACGAACGGUGUGCGAACAUUAUCCCGGAAACUUGGGUUGACGAGGUUGAAAAGGUUUCUGGUGAGAGGGAAAAGAUGGUUUUUGGUGUGGAUGGGAUCGUGAAAGAUAGAUGGAAUCUCAAAUGUUCUGCAUGUACCAGGAUGCAACCAAAAGCCCAUGGCGCACCCAUUCAAUGUACGAGGGGCAAAUGUUUGAAAGCAUUCCAUGUGUCUUGUGCAUGCGAGGGGAAAGAUAACAAUAUUGUCUUCAACGUAUUGCGAGAAUCGGAGAAAGAAGUCGUCCUACUUGAUGCAGUUUCACCACAUAAUCAUAAGCAGGUUGACCUUGAAACACACGCCGUUAACGGUCAUGAUGCAAUGGCUCCAAACAAAGAUGCCCCGUCGCCGAACGUUCUCAAAGUAAUCAAGAAAUUGGAAGUACAGGUUUUAUGCUCUCAACACAACCCAGCUGUUGCAGCUGCGAAGAGAGCGUCGAAGCAAGAUAGGAUCAAAGCGGAUCUGCUCGCUCUUCCUCCAAUGUCACGUAUCAAGCUUCGGGUGAGUGCGGGCGUCUUCGAGGUAACCCUCAUCCGAGUUAUUGAGGAGAUCGGGUCUGUCGAAGUUGUGUGGGACCGUGGAUUGAAGAGGGAGUUUAAAUGGGGUAGCGUUGUUUUCGGGAAUACAGAUGGUCCAAUAUUACAGAAGCCAUCAGAACCUGCUCCGGACCCUCCGCCAAUGGGUGCUAGUUUAACUCCCUAUUCUACCUCAUCGACCCCUCAAGUAACGGCCAGCCAAUUACCUCCUGUUGAGGCAACUACAACAAGCCCUUCAUAUAGUACGACUUCGCAGUACCCUUAUGCGGCAUACAAUCUAUACGAUUAUGGAAAGUAUCUGCCUCAGCCAUCCCAUGCUUCCCACGGCGCCCCAAAUAUGGGCGCGUCAUCCACCAAUCACGUUUCAGGGCCGUCGUUUACUGCCUCGUAUACACACCUAGCCCAAAGCCAUUAUCUUCAGAGUGCAUGGCAGCAGCAAUAUCAACAACUAAAUUUGGCACAGAAGUAUCGACCUCCUGCUGUCUAUAUUGCACCGCAAUUAUCAACCCAAUCUGGUUCGCCUUCAUUAGCACUUAACCAAACACCCUCAACCUCCAUCUCCCCAAUUGCUUCGAGCACCCCGACUCCGAUACCAACUCCGAUAUCAACGCCUUCGUAUAACUCUGUUUCAAGCAGUGUUAAUCUCAUGCCGACCUGUAUACACCCAACUCCGAUAAGAACGACCGGCUCUAUUUCCAACACUAUACAGACGAGUACCCCUACUCUUCCUUCUCCGAUCAUGCAAGAUCCUCCAUCCGUUACUCUCCCACAUGCUCAGAGUCCCUCUAUUGCAUAUACACUUCCUCAAUCUCAUAUGACACAUGACCCUUCUACCCAGGCUCCAGUCUUUGAUUUUGAUGCACUGAAAUCUUUGCGCCCGGAGCAGCUCGCCCAACUCGUUCGUGAUAAUGCUCAGUUCCGAGAUAUCUUCCAAUCUGCCUUCCAAUCAUGAAAUAUGAAAUGAACACUUGUAUUCUUCACUCCGUCUCAUAAUUUCCUUAUGUAUACUUAUAUUAUUUACUCUCUUCAUGUACCUAUAAUCCGUACAGCUAUACUACUCAUGUCGCAUAGUGCAUGGCAGCUGGAAGUUCAGCUGGUGACUUGAA